AUGGAAUCCCCUCAUGAGCAUCAGCAGAACCUACUGCUUUCCCGUAUCAUCACCAAUGUAGAAAAGCUCAACGAAGCUGUCGUUGUUAUGAAUAAGAGUCUUCAGGACAUCAACAUUCAGAACAUGAACGUUGAAUUAGUUGCACAAAUGUUCAAGAACUACCAAUCGAACGUUCUAUUUCAUCUGGAGGGUAAGUGUUUUUUGUAUGGUGAUGUGAACGCGACGGCUGAUGAUAUUGGUUAG
Fusarium tjaetaba is the source of this 243-nucleotide messenger RNA. RefSeq names its product DASH complex subunit Dad4. Bases 1 to 243 code for a protein of 80 amino acids. Gene Ontology annotation, cellular component: DASH complex; mitotic spindle. The record is from RefSeq and is a predicted model, not a curated record. Gene Ontology annotation, biological process: attachment of spindle microtubules to kinetochore. NCBI's taxonomy places the organism in Eukaryota, Fungi, Ascomycota, Sordariomycetes, Hypocreales, Nectriaceae. The transcript is spliced from 4 exons.